This is a messenger RNA of Jaculus jaculus (lesser Egyptian jerboa), 2288 nucleotides long. It is a transcript of the gene Mto1, whose product is annotated as mitochondrial tRNA translation optimization 1. The record is from RefSeq and is a predicted model, not a curated record. The transcript has 12 exons. Gene Ontology annotation, molecular function: flavin adenine dinucleotide binding. Gene Ontology annotation, biological process: tRNA methylation; tRNA wobble uridine modification. NCBI's taxonomy places the organism in Eukaryota, Metazoa, Chordata, Mammalia, Rodentia, Dipodidae. Bases 71 to 2149 code for a protein of 692 amino acids. Gene Ontology annotation, cellular component: cytosol.
CAAGAUGGCGGCGCCCUGGCGUGUCACUCGUCCCUAGCUCCUCUUGGGUGUCUGUCGUCUGGGUCCCGGCAUGUUCCCCAUCCUAGGCUGUGGCCGCCGGCUCGCGGCUUCUCUCAGCCAACACCUCGCGUCCUCGGCCCGGCUCGGCGGAGACAGCGCGGCGCCUCGGACUCCGCACUUCGACGUGGUGGUCAUCGGCGGCGGGCAUGCGGGGACAGAGGCGGCGGCUGCCGCCGCGCGCUGCGGCUCGCGGACCCUGCUGCUAACACACCGUGUGGACACGAUCGGUCAGAUGUCCUGUAAUCCUUCCUUUGGUGGCAUCGGAAAGGGACAUUUAAUGAGGGAAGUAGAUGCCUUGGAUGGCCUGUGUUCUCGAAUCUGUGACCAGUCUGGUGUACAUUACAAAGUCUUAAACCGGCGCAAGGGCCCAGCUGUGUGGGGACUGAGAGCACAGAUUGAUAGGAAGCUUUAUAAACAAAACAUGCAGAAAGAAAUCCUGAAUACACCGCGGCUUACUGUUCAGGAGGGAGCUGUAGAAGACCUGGUUCUAACCGAAGCAGAGCCUGAACAUACUGGGAAAUGCCGUGUCAGUGGUGUUGUUUUGGUGGAUGGAAGCACAGUCUUUGCAGAGAGUGUGAUUCUGACUACUGGGACAUUUCUGAGGGGCAUGGUGGUAAUUGGAUUAGAGACGCAUCCUGCGGGCCGUAUGGGAGAUCAGCCUUCUAUAGGGUUGGCUCAGACUCUGGAGAAGUUGGGGUUUGUGGCAGGAAGAUUGAAGACUGGAACUCCACCCCGAAUUGCCAAGGACUCUAUUAACUUCAGCAUUCUAAACAAGCAUACCCCAGAUAACCCAUCCACACCAUUCAGCUUUGUCAGUGAAACCGUGUGGAUCAAGCCAGAAGAUCAGUUGCCUUGUUACUUGACUCAUACCAACCCUGGAGUGGAUAAGGUUGUCCUUGAGAACCUUCAUCUAAAUAGUCAUGUUAAGGAAACUACAAGAGGACCCAGAUACUGUCCCUCCAUUGAAUCAAAGGUGUUACGUUUUCCAAACCGUGCACAUCAAGUUUGGUUGGAACCUGAAGGAAUGGAUUCUGACCUUAUCUAUCCCCAAGGGUUAUCUGUGACGCUACCAGCUGAGUUACAAGAGAAAAUGAUCACAUGCAUUAGAGGCUUGGAAAGAGCUAAAAUGAUUCAUCCAGGGUAUGGCGUUCAGUAUGACUACUUGGAUCCCCGACAGAUCACGCCUUCCCUGGAGACUCGACAGGUUCAACGGCUCUUCUUUGCUGGACAGAUAAAUGGUACCACUGGUUACGAGGAAGCUGCAGCUCAAGGUGUGAUAGCUGGGAUCAACGCCAGUCUUCGGGUUAGUCGUAAACCACCCUUCAUAGUCAGUCGAACAGAAGGCUACAUAGGAGUAUUGAUUGAUGACCUCACCACACUGGGCACAAAUGAACCAUACCGCAUGUUUACCAGCCGAGUGGAGUUUCGUUUGUCAUUGCGUCCUGAUAAUGCUGAUGCCCGGCUCACAUUCCGAGGGUAUAAAGAAGCUGGCUGUGUGUCCCAGCAGCGACAUGAAAAAGCCUCUCAAAUGAAAUCUUCUUUAGAAGAAGCCAUUUCUGUGUUGAAAUCCAUCACAUUUUCAGGCUUCAAGUGGAAAACGUUAAUUCCACAGGCUUCUAUAAGUACUAAUAAAAGUCUGCCCCUCAGAGCCCUAGAUGUUCUGAAGUAUGAGGACGUUGACAUGGAGACACUAGCCAGGGCAGUUCCAGAGCCAUUAAAGAAAUAUACAACAUGUAGAGAGCUGGCUGAGAGACUAAAAAUAGAAGCUACAUAUGAGUCAGUACUGUUUUAUCAGCUACAAGAAAUCAAUGAAGUUCAGCGAGAUGAAGCUUUAGAGCUGCCACAAGACCUGGAUUAUUUAACUAUCAGGGAUGUGUCUUUGUCAGAUGAAGUUCGAGAGAAACUACAAUUCAGUCGCCCACAGACGAUUGGGGCUGCUAGUCGUAUACCUGGAGUGACACCUGCUGCCAUCGUCAAUCUGCUCAGAUUUGUGAAGACUUCUCAGCAAAGACAGGGAGCCAUGAAGAAACUGCCCCAAACUGAUGAGUACUUACAUGGCACAGAGAAAUUUCAAGAGAGGAAGUUGUAGUUUUUUUAUUUCAUGGAAGACUUGUAAAACAAAUAGAUGGAGAGUGUGAAUAGAACAGUUGUAACACCUGUGAAAAUUUUGACUGGGUUUUGGGCUUGUCAUUAGUUUGUAAGACAAAGAUUAUAGUUGUGUAGCACAU